This is a messenger RNA of Arachis ipaensis, 3028 nucleotides long. Lineage: Eukaryota; Viridiplantae; Streptophyta; Magnoliopsida; Fabales; Fabaceae. The record is from RefSeq and is a predicted model, not a curated record.
AUGAAGAUCCGGUCGGUGAAGCUAAGGGAGGCUCACGCCAACAAGGGCGGCCGCCCUUCCUUCUGCUCCGUACUGUGGGACCAGCAGGCUCGCCACCUUGUCACCGCUGCCUCCUCCGACAUCUGCGUCGCCCUCCACGACCCCCUCCUUCCCUCCUCCACUCCCCUCAGGACCCUCCGCCACCACCGUGACGGUGUCACCGCCCUCGCUCUUAGCCCCAAUUCCACUUGCCUCGCUUCCGGAUCCAUCGAUCAUUCCGUCAAGCUCUACAAAUUUCCCGCUGGAGAGUUCGAGACUAAUAUCACCAGGUUUACUCUUCCAAUUCGUUCCUUAGCAUUCAACAAAUCUGGGAGCAUGUUGGCAGCUGCUGGUGACGACGAAGGAAUCAAGCUCAUAAACACAAUUGAUGGAACCAUAGCUAGAGUCCUCAAAGGCCACAAAGGUUCUGUUACUGGCUUAGCUUUUGACCCCAAUGGCGAGUACUUAGCAUCCUUGGACUCGUCUGGAACCGUUAUUUUCUGGGAGCUUCACUCUGGGAGAAUCCUUCAUAACCUCAAAAACAUUGCUCCUGAUAACGGUUUAGAUGUUUCGACUAUGAAUGUUCUCAGCUGGAGCCCUGAUGGUGAGAUGUUGGCUGUUCCAGGGUUGCGAAAUGAUGUGGUGAUAUAUGAUAGGGACACUGCUGAAAAGUUGUUUUCUUUGAGAGGGGAUCACGCACAACCUAUUUGUUACUUGGGUUGGUCGCCCAAUGGAAAAUACAUGGCUACAUCUAGUUUAGACAAGCAGGUUCUUAUAUGGGAUGUUGAUAGGAAGCAAGAUAUUGAUAGACAAAAAUUUGAUGAGAGGAUAUGUUGCAUGGCUUGGAAGCCAAUUGGGAAUGCCUUGGCUGUUAUUGAUGUUAUGGGGAAGUAUGGUAUCUGGGAAUCUGUUAUCCCUUCAUCUAUGAAGUCUCCAACUGAAGAUAUACCUGAGAGCAAGAAAAGUAACGGGCUUCUUUUCUUUGAAGAGGAUGAUGAAGAAGUAAAUAGUGCAGGUGGAAGCUUGAGUGAUCUUGGUGAAAAUAGUAAUGGUGAGUCUGAGCCACCUAGCAGGAAAAGAUUGCGAAAACAGACAUUGAGUGAGGAGAAUUUGGAUAUUGAUGAUAUUGGUGGUGAUGAGAUUGAUUUGUUUCCCAAGGUUGAAUCUCAUAAGAAACGAAACCGCUCUCAAAAGGAAAAAUUGGAUGAUGUGAGUGUGGGUUAUAGAAGCACAGUUGCUACAUCUAAAUCAAAGAUGCAGGAGGCAUUUCAACCGGGAUCCACUCCUGUGCAGCCGGGAAAGAGGCGCUUCUUGUGCUACAACAUGCUUGGAAGCGUAACCACUGUUGAACAUGAUGGAUACUCCCAUAUUGAGAUUGAUUUUCAUGAUACUGGAAGUGCUCCACGAAUUCCAUCAAUGACUGAUCAUUUUGGAUUUACCAUGGCUGCUUUGAAUGAGAGUGGAAGCGUCUUUGCAAAUCCUUGCAAGGGGGAGAACAACAUGAGUACUCUCAUGUAUCGCCCAUUUAGUAGCUGGGCAAAUAAUAGUGAGUGGUCCAUGCGCUUUGAAGGGGAAGAAGUGAAGGUGGUUGCACUUGGUGAUGCUUGGGUGGCUGCAGUAACUAGUUUUAACUAUCUUCGCAUCUUUACUGAGGGUGGUUUGCAGAGGCAUAUUAUUUCAAUAGAUGGGCCAGUGGUUACUGCAUCAGGUUUCAGGGAUAAGCUUGCAGUUGUUACCCAUGCCUCUGCUUGCCUUCCCUCCAAUGAUCAGGUGCUAGAAUUGAGAGUAUUUAAUCUACUUCAGGGGACUCAGCUUCUUCGGGGUCGAUUGCCAAUAACUCCUGGUUCUUCUCUAAGUUGGUUUGGGUUUAGUGAAGAAGGCCAAUUGAGUUCCUAUGAUUCCAAGGGUGUGCUAAGAUUAUACACAAGCCAAUUUGGUGGUAGCUGGCUCCCGCUCUUCAGUGCUGCUAAGGAGAAGAUUGAUGAAAACUAUUGGGUUGUGGGGUUGAAUACAAGCAAGUUAUAUUGUGUAACGUGCAAAAAGCCUGAAACCUUCCCACAGGUGUUGCCAAAGCCAAUCUUCAAUGUACUAAAUCUUUCAUUUCCUCUUGCUUCCUCUGAUUUGGGAUCUGAAGCCCUUGAAAAUGAGUUCAUAUUGAACAACAUGCAUCUGUUUGAGAUUCAGAAAAGAAUAGAAGACAUGGCUAGUGCUGGCUUGGAUACUAGUUCACUUGAUGAUGAAGCCUUCAAUUAUGAAGCAGCACAAGAUAGAUGUAUCCUUAGGCUUAUAGCAUCCUGCUGUUAUGGUGAUAAACUUGUGCGUGCGACUGAACUUGUAAAGCUUUUGACACUAGAAAAAUCAAUGAAUGGCGCAAUAAAACUUGUACGCUGUGGUUCCUGCAUUUUUUAAACAGGAAAGGCUACUCAAUGAGAUGAAGAACACUACAGAAACAAAACCCUUUGAAAACCAUGUUGCACCCGUCACAGCUGAUGCUUCCUUUAGCAGAAGCAAGAUGCCAAUUCAAACUGAAGCUUCCAAAACAGUAACUAUGUCAUUAUCACCACCAGGAUUAUCUGCUCCAUCAUUCACCAAGACAGACAAAACACAAGUAGCAAAUACACGUGAAAAAACAAUGUUAAAGGAAACUGUGAAGGCAAAGCAUGUAGAAGAUGAAACAAGUAACAAAGCAGUGAAAGUGGAUGCUCCUUCUCGUUCUCAUUCACAUGACCAAUCUAUAAAGCAGUCAAAUAACAAGUCAGAGGCCAGUUUGGUGAAACCAACUCGGCCUUCUAAUCCAUUUUUGAAGUCUUCUGUUAAGUAGAGAAAUUCAUCUUUUACUUUAAUGAAUGAUAAACAAUGAAGAGGGUUCAGGUAGUUUAUGGUUGACAAAGUUAUUACAAAAGCAUAAAGUGGCAGAGAAGAUUUAAGAUCCUGUGUACAUUACGCUGAAAUCUUAUUGUAAUUAUUGUUUGAAUUCAUAAUUCUUUAGGACUCUUAGAUUGCAUGCAUA